Molecule: messenger RNA, 3117 nt
Organism: Colletotrichum destructivum
Lineage: Eukaryota; Fungi; Ascomycota; Sordariomycetes; Glomerellales; Glomerellaceae
Exons: 1
Coding region: 1-3117 (1038 amino acids)
Source: RefSeq, a predicted model, not a curated record
AUGCUUACGACCGUUUCUCGCGCCUCGCCUCGCGCGGGCGGCCUCUACGCCGGUAGGGCCUCCACAGCAAGAACUCUGGCUCCAUCGAACCCCGCGCCCAUGAAAGCGAGCCACUACGGCCAGACUCGAAGUUUCCGCUUCGGCGCAUGGUCGUCCUACUUGGACCCCGAGUUCCAGCGUCAGCUGCGACGUCGUCAGCGCACUAUCAAAUAUAAGUACAUGGAGUCGAUCAAUCGCAAGCUGUCCUGGGACCCAAACUCGCGUGCCGAAGAUUCAAGAAUCGUGAUGAAGAGGAUGAUGGCACAGUGCUGGAUCAGACACGGCCACACCGGCUCGGAUGGAAGAUACGUGAGAGAAGACGGCGAUAAGAAUAGUGGAUUGAACGAUACCCCAGGCACCCGCCCUGGCCAGAACAUUGAGGAUGUCGAGCGCAGCGCCAUUAACUCCCUCUUUACCGGCAAGCGUGCCGGUUCUUACGAGUAUGACUUGUGGCAGUCCCCUCUGCAAAACAUCCGCAACUAUCUCGGCAACCAGACCAGAAGCAAAUCAACGGCCUCCACUAGCCGUAACGUCCCUUCCGAAAUUGAUCCCAUCACGAAUCGAAGAAUUCCCUCAUCACGUGCACCUCAGUCCGUUUUCGACAACUCGUCGGAAAAGGCUACUCAGGAGCCCUUUUUUCCAGACGGGGUCCCACCCCCCGACGAACUUAAAGAGUACGGCAAUGUUACCAUUGACAGCGCCCCAUGGGCCGAGUCCGGGUCCAACGGUGGAGUUGUGGAGACCCCGCAAUAUGCGGAUCUCGACAAGUAUAAGCCAGUCAUGGAUGAGAAACUCGAUGCUCAGCAGCUUUCCGAAGCCCCGAAAUACGACGACCUGGGCAAGUACAAACCUGUGGGUCUCGACGACAUUCUCGUAGAGUCAGGCUCCGUACCCAAGUAUGAGGAUCUCGGCAAGUAUGCCAACCCGCUGCUUAGCGGCCGCGCGCCCGAGGGGCUGGCUCAUCCGGCGUACGAAGACCUAGACCAAUACCGUCCCGUCAUGCACAACGAAAAUGCACAAAUCCCCGAGGCGCACGAGCAGUACUCGGACCUAGACAAGUACGGCCCAAUCAUGCACAACGAGAAGGAUGUCUUGGAAGAGACCCAGUCCUACGACGACCUGCACAAGUACGGACCGAGUGGCUUUAACGAACCUGAGGGUCUGCGCCCCCGUACUGAUGAGGAGAAGUCAAAAGACUACGACGACCUCCACAAAUAUGGCCCGCAGGCUUUCAACGAGCCCUUUGGACUGCGCCCGGUGCAUCCUGAAGAAGCUUCCAAGGCCUACACAGACCUGGACAAAUAUGGCCCCGUGGCAUGGAAUGAGCCUCAUGGCCAGGGCCCCAUCCAUCCGGAAUUGGCAUCCAAGGCAUACACUGACCUUGAUGCGUAUAACCCCAUUGGUUGGAAUGAACCGCACGGGAAGCCGCCGAUGCACCCAGAGGAGGCCUCGAAGCAGUACAAGGACUUGGGAGCAUAUUCCAAGGAGUUCAACCGAGGUAGUGCGCCGCCCCCAGAGGGCGUGGUUGCCGCGGUGAAGCCCGAAGAUGCGGCCAAGCAUCACCCUGUUCAAUACAACGAGCCCGACAGCCAACGGCCCAAGCCGGAUUGGGACCAAACAACUUUUGAUGAGGCCAAAAAUUAUCAGUCUUAUCGCUACAACGAGCCUGAUGGCCAGCCCUCCGAGGCCAUCGACCCCGUGUCGAAAGGUCUGAGCGACUUUGACGCGGAGAUUGCCGCCAAGGCGAACAGACGCAUCGCAUACACUCGGCCGACAGAGCAAGAAAAGGCAGACGAUUUAGACCUGCUUCGCGCUAGCGACGUUCGAGCAAAGAUCCCGACGUCUUCCGGGCAAUCCCGCAGAGAGUAUAGCACCACGAACAGACAGGUGCUCGAGGCCGACCUUCCCCGGUAUGAAGUGAAUUGGGAUAUCUCGAGCAAAGCUGCUCGGGUUUCUGUACGAAAGUCCAGGAGCAAGGUCUGGGACCAUAUUCCAGCUAAGGAAGACAAGUCAGACCUUACUGGUAAUUACGUCAGAGACUUUCCUGAAGACUUUGCGCGGUCUUGGAACAAUAUUGUGUCAGCUGCGGAGAGCCAGACGGAGAAUACCAUGACCCAAAAUGCCGACCAGGACGAGGUCGAAGUCGCCUCUUUCGAUGAGAGUUUCCCUAGGCUGGAGCCAGCUCUGGACCGAUCAUCUGCUUUCAAACCUACCCGACUGCCGGGUAAGAAGGGACAAGUCGACCAUUAUUCGAAAGAGCCCCAGGGCCUUGAAGUGAGCUACUCUGAGGAGUGUGGCAGCAAGCAAACGUGGCCCGCCUACGUGCGAUCAUACGGCACAGUGACCGAUGCCCUGGCAAACGCCGGAGGAUCCUCGGCACAAGAAGCCGUUUCGGCCGCCAGGGCAGAGGGCGUGGUGUCUUCGGCCGCUGCCGAGGGUGUUCGUGAGCCCACCGUCUACAAGAUCCUCGCGUAUGACCCUACCAUGCAAGCCAUCAACACGGCCGAGACUACAUCUGUUGUUCCCGACAGUGCCACGCCGCUGACACCUGCCGAGGUGCUUCUACGCUUGUCGAACCCGACCAAGUUCUUCCCCUACUUCAGCACCCUACAGAGAGAGGGGUAUGAGAUCGUAUCAGGAAGUGGAGACGUCCUGGUUUUCCGCAAGGUUCGCGAGGCAGAUACGGCAUCCAAGGAGCAGACAGCUGCGCCCUUCGCCCCUGCGAUCGAAAAGGCAACGACCUACCAGCCGCCAAAGGUGAACCCCAUCGAUAUGAUGGGGCGCGACCCCGUAGUACCAAGCGCUUACUCUUCCAGUCCCACAGGCUACCUCAACUAUGAUUACCCCGGAGCGGAGACAACAGAGAAGCCCCCGCCCCCGUUCAGCCCAUUGAGAAGGCGGAACACUAGCUCCUAUGGCAACCAGGACUUGGAGUCUCCCCAGCGGCCGAAGCGCAGUAGAGCCAAGAAGAUAUUUCUUGGCGCUGCGUGGGUCGGUGGGAUUUCUUAUGCUAUCGGUGUCGUUGGAGAGUAUUUCAAGACGGGAGGUGUGGAUGGCAAGGGUCCCAAAAGCUUGUAG